Messenger RNA from Pelobates cultripes (western spadefoot toad), 29312 nucleotides. Lineage: Eukaryota; Metazoa; Chordata; Amphibia; Anura; Pelobatidae. The record is from the annotation of a GenBank genome assembly.
GCAAGUCACCCAAACCGAGUCACCCCAGAGUGUUGAUAUGUGGACCAAAGUCCUGCUUCUUUCUUUAGUGUUUAGAAUCCUUCGUCUCUGGAUGAUGACGUCAUUUACAGCGCUGCUUGUGAUUGGUCAAGUCCUUCUAUAGUCCACUCAGCAGAGCUGUUGUACAUGGGAGCUGUGAAAGUGAGUUUUGAGCCAGUGUUGUGCCUUAUGGAUCUCUGCCAUAGCAGAAUUGUCAUUCAAUGUGAUGUUCUGAUAGUGAUUUCAUGGCUGAGCAGGACAGGCAGUAAUAUUCCAGCCUUGUUAGUAACAUUCUAAUGUUAGAAUCUGAAUUUAUAGCAAUGUCUGUGAAAAAGGUUAGAAAUUCAAACCAUAAAACUGGUGAUGGUUAGAGAAUCUAAUAAUAAUAAUACUAAUAAUUUAUAUGAUGUUUAGGUGCUCAACCCAACACGUGAUAGUCUUUUAUAUGAUCAUCAUUUAAGACAUUAUUUUUAUAUGCACAUAGUUCUAAAUGGCUCUGGUAAAUUGCUUCUACUGGAAAGUGUUUAAUUCUCACAGCCCUGUCUCCAACAUUAGUGCCCAGUAAACAUAUGGAAUGGAACCUUGUAUAAAGACUCGUAGAUAACAAAGUGAUUCAUUUAAGUGAAAGAAUGACGUGUGAAUAGACCAUUUUAUAGAAAUAAUUCAGUUUUUUUGUUUUACUAUUUUAUUCUCUAUUCAAAGGAAAAGUUAAUCAUUGUUCACUAUUUAUGUAAACUUUUCAACUCUGUUUAUUUAAAAAAUAAAAGAAAUAAUGUAUAACUAACCACACUUUUGUUUGGCAGACAUAAUUUAUCAGCACUAAAAAGAAAAUGGGUAGAAGUUAUUAUAUAGAAGAUACAGUUGAGAAAUAUUUCUCCAAAAUCAUUCAGCUACAGAAACCAUAUGUAACUGGACUCAUUAUAGGCCAAGUAAGUAAAUGUUUAUAUACUAAAGAUCCAAUUUGCUUUCAUAUUAAAAGAGCUCUGUGGGCCAUUGGUGGCCAGUGAAAGGCGCUGUCAGCUUAUUACUGCAGCUCGAGCAAACAUUUCUUCAUUUGUUGAGAAAACUAGACCAUCACCUGGAGGACUCCACUUCAGUGUUCAACCUUUUGAAAAAUUGUUUAAAAUUUAAAGGUAAGAAGGCAAUGGGGGACUCCAGGCACCAUAACAUUUCCACUUUCAAUUCAAUAUAAUCACAUGAAUAUUUAUUUAUUUAUAAAAUAUUUUACCAGGAAAUAUACAUUGAGAAUAUACAUUUAACAAUAAGAUAAAAAUGCUUAUGUAUGGGAAUUUUUUGCUAAACCAUGAGUUAAUUUAAUUUAAAAUAUUUAUGAAUACAGAUAUUGCAAUUUUAGUCUAAAUAGUAACUUGCAGUUCUCUUGUCAUUUCAUCACUUUACUGGUUUUAGUGAAUAACCCCCAAUGUGUUUAAGCAAAACAUUGAUAGUGUUCAAUGAAAACAGUAAUUAUGAAAUGGUUUAUCUUGUUCGCAGUGCUGUACGCAAAGAGAUUAUGUAAUUCUGGCUGCUCAAACUCCACAAAAAGAGAAUAGCGAAGAACCUCCCAAAAAACCUAUUCUGUCCAAAUUGGAUGAAAUUGAUGAUGAAUGGGUUUCUGUUCACGCUAGCCAGGUAUGUAUAACACAACUCUAGUUGGACCUUGCGCAGAAAUGAGUCCUUCCGUUGUCCAGUCAUUUUGGCAUAUCUAUGCAAGAACAAGUACAUUUAAAUUUACUUUAAAAUCUUAGCAUAUUUUAAAUGGGGUUUUAUGAAUGCUGGUAUGAUUUAGCAAUUGGGUGAAGUUAAAAGGAACCAAAAGAUUUUUCUAAGUGUCAGGAAAGAGGAUUAUUAAAGUGCUAGUAAUGCAUACAUAUAAAUGGCUUUCUUAUAUAAAAUGAUAACCUUUAUGUAGUUUGCUUGCUUUGUCUUUUACCAUAGAAGGAAUCCCUAAGAAAAAAAAAAACAACCCAUCAAACUGGUAUUUUAAAUUAAAUGCUUUAUUCUGGUUAGUUCACUGAUUACUUCACAGUACAGAGAGAUCAACCAGAAUGUACAAGGUUACAUACAAAACUUACACUUAAAAGUGAGUUUUAAUUUGUAGAACAAAAUAGCUGAGUUGGAAAAGUUUUCAAUUUUGGCUUGAUUAUUUUAAUUUAUUUUUGUCUACAAUUGGGAACUGACAAUUCUCACAUUAGUGAAUAACCCUGUUAAAAUUCCAGUGAUGGUUAGUGACCAGAAUCUGCAUAAAAGGUGAAUAAUUAACGGAAGCCACAUAUUUGCUGGAAACACCUUGGAGAAGUCAAAGUAAAGUACCAUAACAUUUUUUUUUUAUUUUAAAUGUUGCCGGUUCCACACAGGUGUAAUAAAUCUCUUAGUCAUUUAUUUUGGUGUUUCGCUUCCUUAUUGUUUUUUUUUUUUUUUUUUUUUGUUGUGCAUAAAAUAAGAUACAGGAUUUCAGUGAUCACGACAUUGCUUAGUGACUGAGGAGAUAUCCAAAGUUACAUGUCUAAAAGAAUAGACUGCACAAUUUUUUAAUGAUGAAGACAGGCAUAGUACACUGUGAUGGCUUGUUAAUAGUGUGAUAGUGUACAGGCGAGUGAUUUUGCCUCUGGUUCGGAAAGCGCUAAACUAUAACAGGUUAGGUAUAUAUUCCUUAUUGUUUUUUACACUGUUUAUGAGAUGAUUGGAAGGAGACCUUAGAGAUCUGCACCCAAAUUUUGAGUGGCGUGCUGGCCCUCCCUAUUUGCCUUGUAGAAGUACCCAUUCUUUUAGUACAGUCUGUGAUGGUCAGUCUGUCUCACACUAAUAUUAGAUCUCUUGCUGUGUGAUUGAUGAGUUCUGUCUGUUACUGGUAACUGUAUAGUUCUCUGCAGUCUGUGAACAAAUUAUUAAUCUGUUAAAACAUAAUAUUUGAAACUGUUUUAUGAGUUACCAUUAUGGAUAUUUAUUAAUUAUACAUUCGAAAACAUACAAAUUCAAGUAACAAUGGCGCUAAUAAGCGGACCAGAGAAACAUUCAAAUAAAGCUUCACUUCACACGUUGUAUAAACCCAAAAUAAAACUCAGUACAAUAUUAAAAACAAAUAAGGUGCGCUGUGUCUUUAAGACGUGUACUUAGUAAAAUAUGUAAAAUCUUUGUAUAAAUGUUAUUUGCUAAAGUGCAUAUAUCUUGAAGUGCAAAAAUAAAUGUGCACUAGUGCAAUAAAUAGAUAACAAUAAAGUGCUUCAAUUCUUGUGCAAAAGAGCAGUGUAAAGGGCCACACUUUACUUACACACAAUUUACAUUGGUAUGAGUUGACUCCACAUAGAAGGUACACAUGUAAAAAAGGAAAAAACAACAACCUCAUAGGGCAAUAUUGCACAGUAAAUUUAAAAAGGUAUUAAAACUUUAAAUGAUUAGAAUAUUUUAAAUGAUUAAUGGUUUUCUGAUGAAAUUUGUUAGGUGGGCCGCAUGCUACCUGGUGGUCUCCUGGUAUUGGGUGUAUUUCUCGUGACAUCUCCAGAUCUUUCAAAGGAUUCGCAGAAUGCACUAAGAAAGGCAAGAAUACUCCUUUGUAUAUUUGUAACUUUUCAUAGCAUAAAUGUAUAUGUUCCUUGCUUGAUUAUACGUAUGUAUGAAUCUUGAUGAAGACCCUUAUUGCUUGCAUAUAUUUAAGCAGAGGCAUAAUUUUCUGUAGUAAAUCGUCUGUUUCUGCAUAAAAAAACCCAUUGCAAACAAAGUUUGUGAACAAUGGCAACUGCAACUUUAUCCAUAUACUUGUGUGUAGAAUUAAAAGGAAGCUAUUGACGCUACUUUACAGACCUUAUCAAGCUGUGCCAGGAUCUGUGGAUUUUAGCUUUAGUGAAAUAAAUAGGAAGAUAUUUCAAGAAAAAAAAUAGUGUUACAUAACUUUAUGAUAAAAUGGUUCAAGUACUAAAAGUCUUAAUGUAUCACUUGGUCCUGGUAAAGCACAUGUGCGACUUGAAAGAAUCAUACAAAGAUGAUUGUAAAUUGUAGAAAAGUUAUAAGACAAUAGACAUUUGUAAUCCAAUAAAGACAAUCUGGAAACAAAAAAACUUUAAGAUAUUUGUCUAUUUUGCCCUUAGUUCAUGAUUUCGUAAAUGAGUUAUUUGUAAUCUUACUAAUUAUAAUGAUGAUAUCCAUCUCAACAGCUUAUUUUUACAGUGGAGAAAUCCUCAAUGAAGAACAGAUUAUGGACCUCUGAUGACAAUGAUGUAUCUGAGAGGGUAGCUGUUCACAUAUGCUCUGCAACCAGAAAGUAUGAUCUCAUUGUUUUACACAUCAUAUCAUUCAUUACUCAUUGCUUAAAGGGACACUGUAGGCACCCAGACCACUUCAGCUCAUUGAAGUGGUCUGGAGGCAAUGUCCCAUCUCCCUUAACCCUGCAAUAGUAAUGAGAAACUGCAAAAAUUACUAUCCAGGGUUAACUCCACCUCUAGUGGCUGUUACCAGAAUCCACUACUGAAAUGUGUUUUGCUUUUCUGUUUGAAUAUGUCUAAGAUGAAAGAAUUAAUAGUUGCUAUACAAGAAUGUGCACAUUGACAAACUAUCAUAUUUUCAGUAUUCUCACCUGCAUUUUGUUUGGUUUUCUUUUGAAGAAUCACAUGUCGCACCUUUGAUGUUAAAGAUCCAAAGGUAAUUUAGAAUAUUGGUAAUAAUUUCAAAGAAUAAUAUAUAUAUUUAACUACAAGAAUGCUGAUGUUUGCCACAGUCAGAAAAGCAAUACAUUUCUAUAUUUUCCCUUUCUUUCCAAGAGUACAGCCAAGCCUGCAGAUUGGAAAUACCAAAAUUCGGCAUUGUCCUGGCUGACCAUAGAUUGUAAUGUUUGUGUAGAUGUUACUAUUCCACUUAUCUCCUCUUCAUCGUCUUAUAAAGAACAACAAAAAUCUACAAGGGUGAGUGUCUACAUAAAAGCAUUUUAGUGAAAUUUAGUGUUUGUCUGCAAAAUAGUUCUUUUUUUUUUUCAUUGAUUUUUCUUUUUUUUUUUUUUUAAGAAUGGUCUAAGCACCAUAAUCACUACAUAACUAUAACUUUGUUACAAAAUCAAAAUCUUACAAGAUGAGUGUGUCAUUAAAAAAGUGACAUUUUCAUAAUGUAUAGAACAUAUAAUAAAAUGUCACCUAUUCAGGUAGUACAGUGAUGGCGAACCUUUUUGAGCCCGAGUGCCCAAACCGCAAUACAUGCCAACUUUUUUUCCCUUAAAGUGCCAACACGGCAAUUAAACCUCAAUACUGAGGUUUAAGUUUAGAAAAAAACAACUCGUACUGUUGUCCGAACUAUUUAUAUAUAAAAAAUACUGUCCGAACUAAUUAACAACUUUUGUUUUAAAAGAACACAACACCAGAGAGUUCAAUGAUACAAAUUUUAAAUAAUGAUAUAAAUUGAUAAAAUUAAGCUUAUAUUUAUUAGUAUCUCCAACAAAUGCAAAACAUACACACACAGACUGCUGAAUACACACACACACACUGCUGAAUACACACACACACACUGCUGAAUACACACACAAGACUGCUGAAUACAGAGACUGAUGAAUACACACACACACGGUCUGCUGAAUACACAUACAUACAGACUGCUGAGUACACACACACAGACUGCCGAAUACAUACACAGACUGCUGAACACGUACACACACAGUCUGCUGAAUACAUACACACACAGUCCGCUGACUACACACACACACACACACACACACACACAGACUGCUGAAUACAUGCACACACACACAGACCGCUGAAUACACACACAUACUGCAUUGAGGGGUGUAGUGUAUGUGUUUAUGUGUGGGGUGCUGUGUGUGAGGGGUGUUGUGUGUGUGUGAGGGGUGUUGUGUGUGUGAGGGGUGUUGUGUGUGUGUGUGUGAGGGGUGUUGUGUGUGUGUGUGUGAGGGGUGUUGUGUGUGUGUAUGAGGGGUGCUGUGUGUGUGUGUGUGUGUGUGUGUAUGAAGGGUGCUGUGUGUUUGUAUGAGGGGUGCUGUGUGUGUGUGUGUGUGAGGGGUGUUGUGUGUGUGUGUGAAGGGUGAUGUGUGUGAGUGAGGGUGCUGUGUGUGUGUGAGUGAGGGGUGCUGUGUGUGUGUGUGUGGUGAGGGGUGCUGUGUGUGUGUGUAGGGUAGGGGUGCUGGGCGGUAAGGGUGCUGUGCUAUGGGGGUAGGGGUGCUGUGUGUGUUGUGGGGGUGCUGUGUGUGGGGGUAGGGAUGCUGUGUGGGGGAGUAGGGGUGGGGAGGGAAGCUGGUGGGGGAGGGAUGCUGUGUGUGGCGGAGGGGUGCUGUGUGGGGGGUAGAGGUGCUGUGUGUGUGUGGGGCUGGGGUAAAGGUGUUUAAAAAAAAAAAAUGCUAAAUCAGUAUCCCCUCCCUUCUUACCUUUAAUGAAGGAGGGGGGGACACAGCCAUCCCUGGUGGUCCGGUGGUGGCAAGCACUGCUUCCGUGUUGGGAGGCAGGGGGAGGGAUCUGUGAAGCAGCUCCCCUGUCCUCCCGCGCGAUGCUGUGUGGAGCGUUGCCAUGGUAACGUGCGGCAACGCUCCACACAGCUUGCUCGCGGGAGGACAGGGGAGCUGCUUCAUAGAUCCUUCCCCCUGCCUCCCAACACGGAAGCAGAGUAGGCGCCUGCUGUUUUGGGCAGGCAGGUGCCUACUCUGCAUUGAUGGCGAACCUAUGGCCGCGUGCCCACAGAAAAGGCCCGGUGUGCCACAGGUUCGCCAUCACUGAAGUAGUAGAUAAAGUGAUAGCAAAUAUAUAUUAUAAAGGUGCAAGUCUGCCAGUUUACUGAAAUGUGCAACCAUCCCAAAAUACUCCAACUCAUUCUCCGAAUGCAAUCUGCACAGUCAUACAUAGUACUGGGGUGUGAGCAGCAUUGUGUGAAUGCAUAAAUCACUCUACAAAUUAAGGAUAGGCUGAUUAUCGUUCCGCUAGCUAUUAGAGCCGAUAAUCUGUGUCAGCCUUAUAAUUUACCGAUAGUACUGAUAAGUCACUCACUUCUUCCAGUCACCAUACGCUGUCUUCUGCAUCCAGAAACUAUAGCUGCCAGUCAAUGAAGUGCCAUGUCGUUACCUCUCAUCACCUCUUUCUGUGAGUCCCCACAUGCAGAGCUCAGCUGAAGGCAGGGAGGUGAGACAGGGAAUAAUCUACUGUAAUAUACUGAGCUGGCUGCCUGAGAGUGAUAGGAGUGUGACUACUGUUAAAAGUCACAUUACUAUCAUUAACAGCACUGUAUUUGCUGGGAUCUCACUAAUUCCAACUUGUACUGGCUGCCUGAGAGUGAUAGGAGUGUGAUUGCUGUUAGUAUGUUCAGUUAAUGCCAGAUUUGAUGGUUGGCACCACAGACAGAAAAGCACUGCACUGCAGAAAAUCAGAUGGAAGAUGAAGAAGGAAGGGACUGGUAGGGGUUGGGGGUUGGGGGGGGUAGGCAGAACUGCAGAGCUUCUAACUUUAUAUUUAACCCAGCAUGCAUUUACACAGCUGCAUACACUCACUAUACUCAGAGAUACAAUACAUUACAAGCAGAAAUAUCCACAUACAUAUAUAUAUAUAUAUAUAUAUAUAUAUAUACACAUACAUACACAGUUAUCAAAUAUUAAUGUAUGUAUUUUAGAUAUUUUUAUGCAUGCAAUGUCCAGUUAAUAAAUGCAUUAAACUCACUUUAUCUGUUUAUUGGGGGGACUGCAAGUGGGAAGCUUAGAGUUCUUUACCUACAGGCAACUGGUAUGUAAUUCCAGCCCUGUUAUACAUGUUUUCUAGAGAAUUUGCGAGUACAAUGGACAGAUUAAAUUGUAUUUUUUUUUAUUCUGUUGCAGACUGGUCUUGCCAAGUGGGCCAAGGAACUUGAUGAUAUCAUAAUCCUUCUUAAUGGACAAGUUAAAGACAAAUCUAGUGAUCUGCUUGAAGAUCAAGUAAGAAAAUGACCAAUAACACCGAUCAAAAGUAUAUACAUCUUUAAUAGGUUUACAGAAAAAUUACAAUUCAGCUUGAGUUGCAGUUGUAGAUCAAAACAAAAGUGCUAUUUGUUUUCUAAUAUUUUGACCAAAUAUUAUAAAAAAGAUAACUUCAAUUAAAAAGUUUUUUUUUUUUUAAAUUAACAACAUAUAUCUAUAUAUCUCAAUCAAGCUAACUGCUAAACAGACAUGUUUAAUCUCAUUGUGACUGAGGCUUUCCAAGAUUCCGAGUGUUUGUGUUCUUAAAUUUCAUGUGUUGGAAGCAGGAACAAUAGGCAAGCGAAAAGAUCUUAGUGACCUUGACAAGGUCCAAAUAGUGAUGGCUAGACGACUGGGUCUGAGCAUCUUCAAAACUACAAUUUUUGUGGGGUGUUCCUAGUAUGCAGUGGUUAGUACCUACCAAAAGUGGUGCAAGGAAGGACAACCCGUGAACCGGCAUCAGGGUCAUGGGCCCCCAUGGCUCACUGCUGCACAUGGGGAAUGAAGGCUAGCCUGUCCGGUCUGAUCACACAGAAGAGUUCCUGUAGCAUGAGUAUCAGAACUGAACACAAUGGAAAAAGGUUGCCUGGUCUGAUGAAUCAGAGUAUCUUUUAGGUAAGGUGGAUGGCCUUGUGCUCGUGCAUUGUUUAUAGGUCCUUAAUGGGAUAUGUGCUAUGUGUUUUUUUUUUUCCAUUGUAAUUUAAUGCUUUCUCAUGACGGCUCACGUGCACUUUAUAUAUUUUAAACUUUAUACAAUGCCCUUUUAUUUUUAUUAGUGUGUUUAUUAAGGUUAGGUGGAUUGUGGAUUUUUGGGGAGAAAAUUAUCCACAGUUUCACUUUUGUAAGUAUUAUACUGUACGUAUUACACACUGUACGAAUUAUACAGAUUUUAAUAUCUGAUUCUUUAUCACUUUCAGAAAAAAGCAAGAUCGGUGGCUCAUUCCAGUUCACAAAUGAUUAAAGCAAGCAUAGUCAAGCCAUCAGUAAGUAGCAAUCUGGAUUGGGAUUUGCAGCAGUAUAUACACUGAUAAUGUGUACAUCUUCCUGGUUAGAUAAGUGUCAUUAUUAAAACAUCCUGGAAGUCUUCCCUGCUUAUUACUAGGUUGUGUUCAGUAAAUACAUCCUCUUCAUUGAAAAAUGCCUUUUCAUGGAACACUUUAGAAUUAGGAAUACAAAUGUGUAUUACCAACGCUAUUGUGUCCUAGUCAUUAUUUAGGUGACCAGGCCAGCGCUGCCAGAGUUUAAAAACGGAGUUUACUUACCUUUUUCUCUCUCUGCUCUGGUCUUCUUGCUCAAACUCAACCUCUUUGGCUGAGAUCAUCAGUGCUGACGAUCCCAGCGAAUCCAAUGCUUUUCCACAGAAAAGCAUUGGGAGUUUAGUGUGCAUGCAUGGCAAAAAUCCACGCUGCGCCAAUCACAUGGUCUCUUGAGGUCAUCUGACUAAACAAGCUGAGUUUUAAUCUGCUAUAUUAUGGAAGUGCCUCUCAUGACUUUCAUAUUGACGUUCCUGCAGAAGCAAUGUCUUUAACUGCAGGGUUAAAAGGGGGUGGGAAGAACAUGGCUUCUAUGAGAUGAAGUGGUCUGGGUGCCUAUAAGUCUUUCACAUUAUACCAACCUUCAGUUACCUUCUAUUUCAAUAAACCCACUCACUUUGCUUCUCAGUUAACUUUCUUUCCAGACCUUUUUUUAUUGUCAUAUUUCCCUUUGUCUCUGAUCUCCCCAGAUACCGUUCUUGUUUUUUGGAACUCUGAGGCAAGCAACCAUUUAUGGGCCUUGGCAGCAGUAACCACUUGCAGAUUGAUUUGCACUGUGCAUCAACACCCUUAGUCUCUUGUCAAAGUUCUGAUGUAGUGCUGACAUCAGCUUGACUCACUUAUCCAGUACUAUUUAAUGCUGUGCCCACAAAAGCUGCAGAGUUCUGCUUGUACAAAAUGGUACACUGGUACUAAGGGCUGAACCACAGAUACAAUGAUUUGCUGUUGUGAUUCUUUCCUCUAAAGAUCAUUUAUUAUUGUAACAAUUCAAAAUUCUGUAAGAACAACCAUUAUCAAAUUUCCAUUUCUCGUUUUAUAGAAAUGUAUUACAUUUAAUAAAAUUACUUUAGUUUUAAUUAUUCUUAUCUGUCCAACUGCUACUCACUGCUAUCUAACGAGCCAGCAGGCAAUUAAGGUUGAAUAGCAGUUUCUUAAAUAACAGUAAAAUCUGACAUAACACUGCUGCUCAGACAGAUAAAAAAGUGAUAUUUUCUCCAAAACAAAUAUCAAUAAACAUCAUUCAAAAAAUUAUAUAUUUUAUUAAAUGUAAUAAAUGGUUAAAAGUAAAAAGUUGAUGACAAUUAUUCUUUAAAGGACCACUAUAGGCACCCAGACCACUUCAGCUCAAUUAAGUGGUCUGGGUGCCAGGUCCCCCUAGUUUUAUCCCUGCCGCUGAAAACAUAGUAGUUUCAGAGAGAGGCGCACUAGAGGCGCUUCCACGAUUUACACUAAAGUAAAUCACACCUAAAGUAAAUCGCACUUAUUUGACUCUGGACGUCCUCACGGAGUCCAGCGUUAAAUAAGAUCCCCAUAGGAAAGCAUUGAAUAAUGCUUUCCUAUGGGUUGGUUUGAACCCCUUCAGCGCCGAGGUAGGGGGGCACUCCAAGAGCCUAUAGUGCCAGGAAAACUGGUUUGUAUUCCUGGCACUAUAGGAUCCCUUUAAAAGCUAGAAAACGUUUUUUGUCUGUGCUUGCUAUUCCUGUUUAAUGACACAAGAUGUCAGUAUAACAACAAUAUAAUGAAAACAUCAAUGUAUUGUUUGCGUGUCCCGUGACAUAUUUGAAGCCUGCUCUAGCACAUGACAUUUCAUAUUAUAUUCAUACUAAACAUAAUGUAACAAAACUUACACACCUGAUUUCUGUGGAACAAUGUUUUAGCUCUUUUAAAUCCCUUUUGUUUAAAUUUCUUGUUUUUAUUAUUUUUCUUUUAGUUAUUGAGCAACGACACUAGAUCUACAGCUGUUGUUCAGACCUGCAAAUCUUCUCUUAGAAUUCAAGGCAUUGUAAAAUGUAGAGCUUAUAUCCAGAGCACCAAAGCAAAAGUGAAUGAAGCUUUUCAGGUAUUUUAGUUAGUUACUUUGAUGAACAAGACCUGCUAGUGGGGAAUUCUGUACAACCAAUAGAUUGGGUUCAGUUGUGUUUAGAAAAUUGUAUACAAAUUUGUACCUAUAUUUUUCAUUUUAUUUCUAUUUUCUUUUGCAUACAGCUGACAUAUUCUGCCAAUCUAGCAAAAUUAGCAUUGUACGUUUUCAGAUAUAUUGUGUUUUUUUUGUUGAUGCAGACACUGCUCUUGAGUUAAAUUGGUAAUGAAAAUUACUAUUUUUCUAAAUAACGUUUGCAUUUCUGGAAAGAUAACAUGAAAUUACUGUUAAAUGUAUACAUAUAAGUAAAUUCCUCUCCUUAGUGUAUAGUGACAUUUGGCUGAACUUCCAAGGAGAGGUAGCUGAUAGGUGCCUGGGGACACUACUUCUCUUUUAAACUGUUCAAAAUGGUUUAUCACUAGAAGUUAAGACUAUAGGCACCAUCACCACUUCUUUGAGGUGACGUGGUUAUAGUACCCACCCUUUAUCUAGUGCUAUUGUGAUGUUCUUCAAUCUAAUGCGGAACCGAUGGUGCGUACAGUGCAUUCACUGUGCUCUGCCAUUUGGAUGCUUGAGUAUUCAAACGUAAAGACUGUUCAUAAAAAAUAACGCAAUACUGAGCAUGCUCCUAGUAUCUCUUUCCAUGGGUACAGUGUUUCAAGACCACGUCAUGUUUCAAUUGUAGCUCUUGUUAAAAGGUUACUCCAGUAUCAUAACCACUACAGUCUGCUGUAGUGUUUAUGAUGCAAUGAGAACCCUGUAAAUAUGGCAAUCUGUGUGUGUAAUCCCGACUCCCUGAUAUACCUCCGUAAAAGAAUUGUUGUUCAGAAAUUUUGUAUUUUUGGAUAAUAAGAGAAGUAAUUUAGCUUUGGUAGGCAUUGCUGAUCCAUGCAGAGGUGUGUUGUAGUAAUAAUGUAAUUUUUCAGGAACCACUAAACCUAUAGACUUCAUUUUGGUGUCAAAACAGUUAUUGGGGAUCAAGUAAUCUUAUAAAGACCGAAAAUGUAUCACAUUAUACUGGAUUGCUCAUAAAAAUGUCAGCUACAAUACGGAAAAUAUCUUCAUCUCAGAAAAUUGGCAGGAUAGGCUGGUCUUCAAUCUGAGCACGUACAUUUUGGAAUUUUUUUUAGAGCUGUGUAUACUGUUGCGUAGUUUGUGACUUGAAUGGUAUUACUAAAGAGUGACUAUAAAACUUAAUUUGCUUUUUCAUUGACUGCAAACUUAACUGAAGUCUGGCUGUUACGUUGCUGCUGGGAGAUCAUUGUACAGAUUUUCAAAUGUAUGCAUUUAUGCAGUUCUGGUGGCCAUACAAAAUCCGCUACAAAUUCACUUUGCUGUUCAAAUCAGCUACUCGGCCGAAAACUUCAUCUUGGAAGGAACUAGCUGCAGAUAAAAAAGCCUGUUUUCCCUUUGAGACUCACAUACUCUGUACUUUGUUCUUUCGUCAAUCCCUUUCACCCUUGUUCUGGCUAAACCACAUAUAACACAUUGAAGAUCCUCUGCUUUCUGAUCAGUGGUUAGAGAUGGACCAGUGGUAGCAACUAAUCUUCUUAGUAGAAGGGCACUGGAAUUGGUUGUUUUCACUUUCUCAGAAGACUCUGAAUUUUGUUGUAAUUCACUGGUUUCUGCUAUUUUUUUACUUUUUUCCCACUGUAUACGUCUUGUAGCACUUGUUACAAUGAUAAAUUAUUUGAUCCUCCUCACCCAUCAGUUUCAAUAUUUUGUGAACUUCCUCUUACUGUAUUUCUGCAGCAUCUCAAACUCUCUUCUGUCCAGCCGCAGUUGAUGUUGGCUUUUGUUUCAUUAGUUUGACAUAUGACACAUUUUUCUUUGUUGAAGGAGUCCACAGGUUUUAUAAUUGGCAAUACUCUGUCAGGAGGUAAAGAUCCUCUGCUACCACCUGCUUCACUCAUGUUUAUGAUUUUGAAGCAAUGGAAAACCUGAAACAAAACCAAUAUGAUGGCCAAAACACAUCAUUAUAGUGCUGCCAUUUUGGAAAAUGGUGGAAAGGUUGCUCUGAGGAGUUAUUUUCUGUCUUUGUUUUGACACCUAAAUGAAGAAUGUAGGUCUGAUGGGUCCUGAAAUAUAACAUCAUCACUGUAAAACAUCUGUCACUUUAAAAAUGUGAUUCACAAACGGAGGAUACCACACUCAAACUGAGGAAACCAGGUGCUUAUCAGGGCCGGUGCAGGCAAAACCCAGUUUAGUAGAUAAAAUAAAUUAUGUCAACGCACUCAGGAUUGCUGCAGGAAGGUAGGUUUAUUGGAACAAAAACUGCAACGCUUCGACCUACACAGCUUUAUAAAGACCUCUGUGCAGGCCAAAACGUUGCAGUUUUUGUUACAAUAAACCUGCCUUCCUGCAGGAAUCCUGAGUGUCUGGACUGAUUUUAACUUUUAAAAAUGUCGUCCAGACAUGGUUCUCGCUAACCGAAUCUAGUUUUGUCCUUUCUGACAGUUCCCUGUGCUAACCACUGUCUGACUGAACACAGGUUUGUUUUGUUUAUAUAUGGCUAUUCAUGCUUCAAAAAGUGAAUGUCAUUAUACUAUCCAUUCUUUUUUAAUGUCAAUUUUAUGCUUACCGAAUAUUGCAUACUCUGAAUUCACAACAAAAAUUGUCUUGGGGGGAAUCAUUUUUUCCCCUGAGGUAUAUCAAGGGUCCAGGAUUAAUCGGGGUUAAAAUUUGUACUGGAGUGUUUUAAUUGUGAAAAGCUGCACAAACAAUUUCCAGGCACCAUGACCCAUUCAAAUCACUGAAGUUGUCAUGGUACUUGGAGUAACCCUUCAAAAUACCUGAUUGAGCUUGCUGUCCACCAGCAAUUUCCUCUCACAACCUCCAAGCUAUUAAUAUUCACAAUAAAGUGUGUGAAAAGAGUCCAUCUCUAAUCCUUCAUUUUUAAAAAAAAAUGUUUUUUUAAAUAAAAGCAAUCCUUUUUUAUUUCUUAUUAUAAACACAUAUUUUAGUUUGACAAAACUGUAAAGUGAUAAAUGAUACUGGCACAAAGUUACUCAUGGUAUCAGCUGAAGCAAAUGAGGGAUUCAGAGAUUUAACUUGUUGUUGGCUCACAUUUAUAAUUCCGCAACCAAAGCCCAUAGAUCUAACCAACAUUAUAGAUUUUAUAGACCAAUAACUCGGAAAUCAUGCAUCUAACCUAGACAUCACACAUAAUGGGAUGGAGGUUACAUCGUUAAAGUGGUACAAUCUUCUUUUGACAUACUGUAAGAUUAAAAUCAAGCGUUUAAAAAGAAGGAGGAAAAAAAAGUCAAAACACCAUCUUUUUUUUCUCCAAGGCUUUAAAAAGAGAUAUUCUUAACACCAUUGCCGACCGCUGUGAAAUUUUAUUUGAAGACAUCAUCCUCAAUGGACCACAAAAUGGUAAUAAUUUCAUAAAAAGGACAAGAGUAUGUAUAGGGUCAAAUUAUAGUAUGGAAAACAGAGUAUGAUAUUGCACUCUAUUUCAUAGGAAUUAUUAUGUGACACUAGCGUGUUUAGUGUGACUUUAAUCAAAUUAUAUCACAAUCCUUGAUGGCAGCUUGUUUAUGUUUAAGGACUUUAGCCAGGGGUAGGUAGGUGAACCCCCAGCUAUUGUGGAACUACAGUUUCCUUGAUGCUUUCUCAAUUGCCUGCAAGGCAUCUUGGGGGUUCUUGUUCUGCAACAGCUGGGUUAUGUAUACCUGCUGGCUGUUCUUGCUUUGAGCUUUGCUUGGCCCACACACACUGUUGAUAUAAUAGACAGUUGAAAUAUUACAUGAGACUGAAGAUUACUAUGCAAGCAGAGGAGUUGACAUAUAAACUGUUUAUAAAGACCCACACGUGUUUUGCAUUCACCAUAAAUUUAGAAAGCAUAUUUUUUACUCCCAAAUGUAUGUGUGUCUGUGGAAGUACACAAUGACUUGCAUUAAAUACUUUUGCAUCAGAUACUAUAUGCAGAGAGUAAAAUAUACAAAAAGAGAACUAACUGAAGUGUAUCUUUGAUUAAUUUUAAUUUGGUCAGUCUGAAAUUAAUGUUCACUUCUACCAUUACAGAAGGGACCUAUACCCUUUGCAUAUCAGACCCACAGGGGCAGAAUGGAACCUAAAUACUAUUCUUGUCCCAUUCAAGAGGUACGAGAUGAUGAUGAAGUGAUUGGCGCAAUACAAUAUUGCAGCUUAACUAUAUAGUCAUUUGUGUUUCUUUGAAACCCUCACCUCCCAGCUGUCCCAUAUCUGCUGGGAAAGUCCUAUUUAGCAAUCCGUGUCUCACUGCCACAAGUGUUUUCUCUGAUGCUCUUCUCCAACUCACGUGAGGAAAAAAAUCACAAAAAAAAUGAGGUAAAUUCUGAGUCAUUUUGUGCCCACAUGCGAAUACAAUUUCAAACUGACCACUAGAUGUUACUGGACUAGAAAUCCAACAAUUGUUUGUUAGCCACAGGCCAUAGUUGUUUGUUCAAAAUCAUGUGGAUGUUCUUUUCAAAUAAAAUGAACAUGUUCUAACGCAUCUUAAUAUAUGUAGUACUUUUCAAUUGGCUUUCCACAACUGUGCCAAACUGAAAAUCAGAUAGGUUCAGCAUCCUUCUCCCUAUUUCACAGGCCCAUGUUUAAAACCUUAGAUCAGUCCCGGUGAUGUAAAGAAAUCUACAUCUCAGGGAGAGUGUCAGACAGGGGGCCAUUCAUUACAGGGGUAAUAAAUGCUAGUGGAGAAAAAGUUAGUGUCAAGGUUCUGUGAGUGGGGAAGGUUAUGUGACCGUUUGAAACAGAGGGACUUUUAUAAGGUGUUCGGUUCUAAACAGUGGAGCAAAGUAUGAAAUUGGGCAGACACGUUGCAUUGGUGACGUCGCUUUUUAAAAAACACUUUCAUAAAUCGUCCAGUGUUAUACUCUCUGUGAUGACCGUUUGUCCCGCAUGGCAUCCCAAACAGAUGUGAUGUUGAGAGCUGAUAAAUAGGGGGACAUAAUAUCACACCCAGGUCCUUGUGUGGCAUGCUGAUCCUUAUUCACUGCCCUAUUCACUGAUGUGGUUAUUCUCUUUAGUGAGAAAUGUGUUUGUUUGCUGACUUGUCAUUCUUUUGUUCUAGAAUCUGAAAAGACAACCACUCCACUUCCACAACGAGUGUUUGUUCCUAUACAUGGCUCCAGUGUAAUGCUUUGUGAUUAUGUAUUUGGAGAUGAAUCUGCUGAAGAUUUGCAGAAUCGUUUUGCUGAGAUUUUGGACCAAGAUGUACGAUUUGAUGGCAUCCAUUUUGCAGAGGAGAAAGGCAGCGUAAACAAAGCUGGUAUGUAAAGUCCUAUUAUAAUGGCCUUAGCAUAUUAGUGAAAUCUUCUAAAGUUUUUCUAUGACCGUGACGUACAUGUUAAUUCACUAAAGUCAGAAUAGUUGAGAAUUAAAUUUGAAUUUCAAAUUAAAGGCCAAAGUAGCUGAACUUUCAGCUACUUACAAGUUCAGGAUUACUUCACCAUCUACAGGGCAUCUACAGAGGCAUAUACAUAUAAAGCAUUGUAUGAGCACAAGCAUUCUUUGAUAUUUCUUCCAUGUGCAUACGUGCUUAGAUGAACAAACAUCUAUUAAAAAAAUAAAAUAAAACAUUCUAGGAGAAAAAGCCCAGCCAAAAGCUACAGCUAAGUUGGCAUUCAAACUGUGCAUAAGGCUUACAUUUGAAGACUAUAAACAAAAACCACACAGAGAGACAAAAUUACUAUUAAAUGAUCAAUAUAAGCCAGGUGCAAACCAUACAAGCACUCCCUCAAGUGCUUAAACACUAUAAUCACUAUAGAAUAUAGAAUGCACACUAUAACACUCACUGAUAUUAAAUAUAAACCUUUAAUAAGUAUGCCAAAAGAGAAUAUUUUUACGUAUUAUACAAAAUAGGAACAGAGUAACAGUACAAGGAAAAUUGCACUCAAAAUAAUAUAUCCAAACCUUACAAGCCUCAAGGCAGAGACACAAGUCACCAACUACCCCCAACGUUUCGGCACCAACUGGCUGCCUUUAUCAAGGAUACCUGUAUCUGUGUCCUCAUGUGUCUGCUUAUAAAGCCCCAACAGCUGAUGGACAUCAGCAUGUAAUUACCACCAGCCCCGGAAGUGACAUCAUCACCUCAGGUGCUGGUAAUUUAAAAGAAUAACAUAAUAUAUAUGCACAAACAAAUAAAAGCACAAUAUCAUAUACCUUGAAAUAAUUAAAUAUGCAAUGGAUGUCCUCUCCCUCGUCUGAACUCAUUAUCCCCACGCAUGCGUAUUAUACAGGGUGUAACCUCACACCGCCACUCUGUUUAUUGGCAUCGCACCUACCCACAGUAGUGCGCAUGCGCAGGCCGUCAACUUGCACUUGCGUACGCCUUCUAAUCGCGCGUGCGCAUUGCAUAAAAAUAACCGCUGCUAAUGUGUCAUAUACACGAGUGUGUAUACCGCGCUAUCUUGCUAGAUGGCUCUGCCCACACUCCAGAACUGGCACUUAGAUAUAGCCAAAAUGAAUGAAAAUACUGCUCGAAAACAACUCCAAUAGAAUGAAUAAACGGAGAAGAGGGUAGCAAUCUGUUAAGGGCUACAAACCAAAAAAUGUGUGAUGUUGGAUGCACCUAAUAGUAAACAGUGUAAACAACAACACACCUAGAUACCACCACCACCACCACCACCACUACCACCACAUAAUAUAAGCAAAAAUCACAAUAAGAAAACAAUCACCAUAAUCAAGUGUAAGAUAUAAUUUAUUAGAUAACACCCAGUGCUAUAGUUAUUGCAGUUAGGACAUUUAUAACAUUAUAUCAUAGAACAAUUCAUUUUAUUAUACAAUUAAGUAUAGUGACAAUGGUUACAAUAGUAUGACAUUCACACUAUAAUACAUAACAUGCAUUCUUAUUUAUACAAAGUUUACAUAGAUAUAACCAAAAAAAAAUCUUAUUCACUUAUAUGUAGCAUAAAUGCAUAAUGCAUGAAAGCUGUACUAUUAUCACAUCUGUGAAAUACUCAAAUAUUGACCAAACAAAAAUGGACUAUUUAUGGCAAAAAAGCCCCUCUAAUCCUGGUCCACUAUUUGAAGUAUACUUCCCCAAAAAACUAAUAUGCUCCAGCAUUAACCUGGAUCUCCAUACAUAUAGUAUGAGCAAUAUAUAUCAUAUACUAUAAAGACAUGUAUAGAUAGAAGUCAAAUCUUCAAUAAUGUCACACCAAAUGUAAUCCAUCAUCACUCAUAUAGAACAUCAUCAAUUCUAACCCUCCGUCCAAACAAUUUCCCUAGCAUCAAGAUCUAAAAAAGUAAAAGGAAAAAUAAAUAUUAAAAUAAAGAUACAGUCCAUACGCGGGCAGAAUCCUUGCCAUUUCUAAAAACUUCACAAAAAAGGGGAUAAAUCCUUCUCUUCGUUAAGACCUCUGGGUUACAAUGUCUGUAACUCCUAAAUCAAAUGUAGUUCUCGUUGUUUCAAUAAGGUAAUUCUGGAACCUACCCUUUUAGGGGGUUUGACUACUUGCAAUACCAUGUGUACUGCAGUUGGGAUAUUACAUGUUUUUGUUGCGCAAAAUGUCGGGCCACUGGAUAUUGCAAUUAGUUAGUCCUAAUAUUGCUUUUAUGUUCCCUAAUCCUGGUGGUAAAGGUACGUGUGGUCUUACCCACAUAUGCCAACCCACACGGGCAUUUAAGUAUAAAGAUCACAAAUUUGGACUGACAAUUGCAAUAAUCAUGAAUCAAAUCUUUCCUACCAGUUCUUGGAUGCGUGAAGUAAUCCCCUGUAAUUAAUCCAUUACAAUUAAUGCAAUGUCCACAACGAUGCAUAUCAGGCGUUGUCGUAAGCUAAUUUGCCUUGUACUGUUACUCUGUUCCUAUUUUGUAUAAUAUGUAAAAGUAUUCUCUUUUUGCAUACUUAUUAAAGGUUUAUAUUUAAUAUCAGUGAGUGUUAUAGUGUGCAUUCUAUAUUAUAUAGUGAUUACAUUUGAAGACUGUCAAGACUGCUAUAACCACUUCAUCUCAUGAAAUCAUUAAAAACGGUUUAAUGCUGAAUGGAAGGACAGCGCUAGGGGACUCCAUACAUAUAACAACUUUAAUGAGAUGAAGCAGUUACAGUGCCUAGAGUGUCUCUCUAAAUGUAGCAAACAACACAUAUAUCCUGGAACUAGGCGCCUCCAUCAUGAUUUUAUGUCAAUCAUUGUUAAAAAUUUUGUCAUUUUCUGCUAUUGAACAUAUGUAGUGGAGCUAGUUAUAUAUCAGGAAAGGACACUGGAAGCUUGUGAGAAUGCACCAUUCGCAAUUAGAACACAAAUGUUGCUUGAAAACAGCAGCUAAUACGGAGAAUAAAAAAGGGAGGAGAUGGAGAGAGCAAAACAGGACUUCCUGUGAGUAAACUAACAAGUUCACAGGUAUAUAAAUCAGUAACCCGAACUAAACAGCGCCAUCUACAGCUCAGAAGUGCUAUUCAUACAUAUGGCACAGAACAUGCUGUUGUACUUCCCAACAAUAGGUAAAAACCAAACAGCAGUCGAUCAUUUCAACAAAAUUUGCACUUCUGUUCCUCUGCAGUUCAGAUGUAUGUUGAAAUCAGGUGAAUCUCUUUAAUACUUUAUAACUCACAAACUGCUGAAUUGCAAUGGAAUUGACAUCAUUCAGUUAUUUCAAUUUCCCUGAAUUCCCAAACCAAGGGAACUGUUCAUAACAUUCUAAGCCUCCUAAUCUUAAAACAAGCACCACAACCACUACCGUGCUUCCCAUUGUAAGAAGUCAAACCAUUUUUUGGAAUGGUUUGACUUCUUACUUGGGGUCCUCCGGGAAACUGCUCCCUGACUCCACUUUAGCCGGAAUUUUCAUUUCUGAGCCAAGGCUAGUGGUACAGGGUAUAGCUCAGGAGACUUAACAGAAGUUCCUAAGCUGAAAUUUCUGGCUGCUGAAAAGAGGCUGCCCUCAGGUUAGAAGUCAAAUCAAAAUUUGACUACUGUAAUUAGAUAGGCAAUAUAACUCUAUAUUACAUUAAAGAGACACUAUAGUCACCAAAACAACUUUAGCUUAAUCAAGCAAUUUUGGUGUAUAGUACAUGCCCCUGCAGCCUCUCUGCUCAAUUCUCUGCCAUUUAGGAGUUAAAUUACUUUGUUUAUGAACCCUAGUGACACCUCCCUGCGUGUGACUUGCACAACCUUCCUAAACACUUCCUGUAAAGAGUCAUCUAAAGUUUAUCCUUUCUUUAUUGCAAGUUCUGUUUAAUUUAGAUUUCCAUAUCCCCUGCAAUGUUAAUAGCUUGCUAGACCCUGCAAGAGCUUCCUGUAUGUGAUUAAAGUUCAAUUUACAAAGCAAGAUAUAAAAUUGUUUAAGGUAAAUUACAUCUGGUUGAAAGUGAAACCAGUUUUUUUUAUGCAGGCUGUGUCAAUCAUAGCCAGGGGAGGUGUGGCAAAGGCUGUAUAAACAGAAACAAAGUGAUUCAACUCCUAAAUGGCAGUGAAUUGAGCAGUAAAACCUAAAAGUUGUUUAGGUGACUAUAGUGUUCCUUUAACUGUGGCUGAUGUAUCUUUUAUUUCAAAGUGUUAAUAACGUAUUAGCUGGUGCACUAAUGACCUUUCUAGUGGCACAUUAAUCUUUUUCAUUAUACGUCAACACUAUAUUUAAAAGACUCUGGAUAUUUCGUGACUAUAUGUCUGCAAGAAUCCCUCCUGCCCACUGCUUGUUUUAAUAUUUUUUAUAAAGCCGCAUCCUGUUUGCAUUACCGAUAUAUUGCUAGGAUUAGUCUAGAGGCCAGAAUUCCCCGUGCGAGUCAAUUCAGUAGAUCAAUAUGGUUGUUGCAAGAAUAACUAUUUUUGUCAUGUGUAUAAAAUCACUGUGCUUUUAUGCAAUCAUGAAAACCAGCUGGUGGAAAUGUAGAUUUUCUUCCUUUGUCAUAUUUACUCUAUAAAGUAAUCUUUGUUUUUAAUGUGGAAAAGUUUACUGCUCUGUUUCAUGUUCUGUUUUGAAUAAAUGUGUUUUCCCCCAAAUAAUUUUAUAAAGAAUGCGGCACUUUAAAACAAGCCGUGUAAAGAAUAUCACAGGCUCUCUUAUAUUUCCUGGUACGGUAUUCUGUUUGUAGCUAUUUUUUCUAAUUGUUUUUCAAUGACACAUUGGGAAUUAUGCAAUCAACACCUCAUUGUAGUGAUUAGAACUUGCACUGCUAAAUUCACACUAAAGUAGCCAUGCUAUGACUAUAGAUUGAAGUUGGAGGAUUUUUCAGAUCAUGUAAUUUAGCAUGAAUUUUGUUUUCUAUUCACCACAAACCUGUGUUUAGUGAAUACGCUUUAUUGGGUUUUCUUUUCAUUUAAUAAUAGUGCCAAAGUUACACAAAGCCUGUUUAUUUUUUAUUUAUUUUUCUGUUGCCUCAAAUUAUUUUUUAAUAAGCCCAACCUAUGUCCCCUCAAUUGUAGUACUGGGCUGAUUUUAUUUUGUUCUCCCUUAAAUUUAGUUCUCUCUAACAAUAUGAGAAAUGUAGUAACACACUACAGGGGCACUAGUAACAAGGGGGAGAUGAGAAAUGAAACACUAGUAACAGGGAAAGCAUACAGGGAGAUGAGAAAUGAAACACUAGUAACAGGGAAAGCAUACAGGGGAGAUGAGAAAUGAAACACUAGUAACAGGGAAAGCAUACAGGGGAGAUGAGAAAUGAAACACUAGUAACAGGGAAAGCAUACAGGGGAGAUGAGAAAUGAAACACUAGUAACAGGGAAAGCAUACAGGGGAGAUGAGAAAUGAAACACUAGUAACGGGGAAAGCAUACAGGGGAGAUGAGAAAUGAAACACUAGUAACGGGGAAAGCAUACAGGGGAGAUGAGAAAUGAAACACUAGUAACGGGGAAAGCAUACAGGGGAGAUGAGAAAUGAAACACUAGUAACAGGGAAAGCAUACAGGGGAGAUGAGAAAUGAAACACUAGUAACGGGGAAAGCAUACAGGGGAGAUGAGAAAUGAAACACUAGUAACAGGGAAAGCAUACAGGGGAGAUGAGAAAUGAAACACUAGUAACAGGGAAAGCAUACAGGGGAGAUGAGAAAUGAAACACUAGUACACGGGGAAAGCAUACAGGGGAGAUGAGAAAUGAAACACAAGUAACUAACAUACAGGGGAGAUGAGAAAUGAAACACUAGUAACGGGGGGGAGAUGAGAAAUGAAACACUAGUAACGGGGAUGAGAAAUGAAACACUAGUAACGGGGAAAGCAUACAGGGGAGAUGAGAAAUGAAACACUAGUAACAGGGAAAGCGUACAGGGGAGAUGAGAAAUGAAACAAUAGUAACGGGGAAAGCAUACAGGGGAGAUGAGAAAUGAAACACUAGUAACAGGGAAAGCAUACAGGGGAGAUGAGAAAUGAAACACAAGUAACGGGGAAAGCAUACAGGGGAGAUGAUAAAUGGAACACAAGUAACGGGGAAAGCAUACAGGGGAGAUGAGAAAUGAAACACUAGUAACAGGGAAAGCAUACAGGGGAGAUGAGAAAUGAAACACUAGUAACAGGGAAAGCAUACAGGGGAGAUGAGAAAUGAAACACUAGUAACAGGGAAAACAUACAGGGGAGAUGAGAAAUGGAACACAAGUAAGGGGAAAGCAUACGGGGAGAUGAGAAAUGAAACACUAGUAACGGGGAAAGCAUACGGGGGAGAUGAGAAAUGAAACACAAGUAACAGGGAAAGCAUACAGGGGAGAUGAGAAAUGAAACACUAGUAACAGGGAAAGCAUACAGGGGAGAUGAGAAAUGAAACACUAGUAACGGGGAAAGCAUACAGGGGAGAUGAGAAAUGAAACACAAGUAAGGGGAAAGCAUACAGAGAUGAUAAGAAAUUAAACAUUGUUAAUCUUCAUUUGCAUUUUUUCCUUGGUUUUGCCUAGUCUGGACUGGUUUUAUGAUGUCAUUUGCUAAAUGUUUGGUAGAAUUUUAAAAGAAAACAAAGCAUCUCGUGAAAAAUUAUUAACACGAAUGGUGUAAAUUCCAGAGAAGUUAAAGUUUCCCUUUAAGUUAGUAUAACAUUAAUUCUUUAUAAAAUAAUGUUAGUUUUCAUUAAUUCAAUUCCCCACACCCCAGAUUUCAAUAUAAGAAGUUUGUAUUUUUCUGACCUAAAUUGUAAUCUUAUUUUUUUGUUUAUGGGCAUGGCCGAAGGAUAGACUGAACUACAGAAUUCCUCUUAUGAUAUUAAAGAGUAAUUGUCACUUUCAGAGCAGGGCCAAUUCCUUGUUCUAUCACCCCUGUGAAAGCUUUUGUAGUAUUUGCCAAGGUGAAUAAAUCAGCAGAGGUCAGUAAAGAACUUAUUUGCCUCCACUGUUCUUCCAUGAUGCAGUGACUUUGCUGAUCUGAGAUUGCUUGAUGACACACUUUUGCUCUCAGUCAUCUAAUGUAGAGAUACCAUAAACAACAUGCACAAUUGGAAUGUUCUUCAGGAGUGCUGUACAUGUGCAUGUCCUGGCCCUACAGCAUUGAAUGAGUUAACUAAUUGACAUGCUUUCCCUAACAGUGCAUGUAGAUUUCAAAUAAUAUAAAACUAGAGAAGUUGUAAACUCCUAUUACAUGAUGUUCAUACAUUAAACAAUAGACAUGUUUUACAAAAACGAUAUAUUUCUUAAAAUGGUGUUAGUUUACAGAUUGUUAAUUUGUUUCAAUUGCAGAUGAGAACCAAGACCCAGAUGUUUCAUGUCAUCUAGAUCCUCUAAAAGAAAGUCAACCAAAGGCUUUGAAUAAGAACGUAACAUCUUCGAAACUUCAACAGAAUCUAGGUAGAAUUUUCAUGUACUUAUUGUUGCCCGACUGAUUUUGAAACAAGUGCUCAAAGCUGGAAUGUUUUCAGAUUAAAGUCUUGUAAUAGACAUGCGUAUUUGUUGCACUCUGCCAUUCAACAAUGAAUUGAUUUGUCAUGCAUAGAACCCCUUUUUAAAGUGAUUGAUUAGGAUAAAACCAAAUUGAAAGGGGCAAGUUGAUUAGUUUAUAGCGGCACUAUCGUCAGCCAGACCACUUCAUCUUAAAGGAGCACUAUAGUGCCAGGAAAACAAACUUGUUUUCCUGGCACUAUAGGGUCAUUAGGUCCCUCCCACCCUCGUGGCCCCCAUCCCGCUGGGCUGAAGGGGUAAAAGCCCCUGCAGCCACUUACCUUUCUGCAGUUCCAGCAACUUUCCUCCCUCUGCCGACGUCAGCUCUGAAUGCGCAUGCGCGGCAAGAGCCACGCACGCAUUCAAACCGCCCAUAGGAAAGCAUUACUCAAUGCUUUCCUAUGGACGUCAGCAUCUUCUCACUGUGAUUUUCACAGUGAGAAUUGCGGAAGCGCCUCUAGCGGCUGUCAGUGAGACAGCCACUAGAGGCUGGAUUAACCCUCAGUGUAAACUUAGCAGUUUCUCUGAAACUACUAUGUUUUCAGCUGCAGGGUUAAAACUAGAGGGACCUGGCACCCAGACCACUUCAUUGAGCUGAAGUGGUCUGGGUGCCUAUAGUGGUCCUUUAACAUUACAGUUUUUUAGAAAUGUAAAACUCGGUCAUGUGCAGGGGAAGCUCUUAGGAAUGCAUUGACUACAAUACUUUCCUAUGGUGAAUCAGGUCCACAAUUCUUCUCUACGAGGUGCAUUUGAUUGGAUCAUUGCAGAGGAAACCAUACCCCAUAAAUUACUUUACAGGAAGUGGAGAGGUAAGCAGCACAGAGGCAGCCUUGACUUUGGAAAAAUCAGUAAAAGUCAGUAAUUUAUUUUAAUAAUUUUUUGGCAAACUUGGGAGGAAAAGCCUGUAUUCCUGACACUAUAGUGCUAAAACCACCAUUUUGGUGAUUGCCCCCCCUUUCCUGGGGCUAGAAAGGUGAUUUACUUACCUUUUUCCAGCACUACGCGGUGCUCUCCCAUAGGAAAGCUUUGGAUUGGCUGAGAUUGUCAAUUCUGAUGAUCUCAGCCAAGGAUUCAGGGCGCGGGUAGAGCCAAACGCCGCCCAAGCUAAUCAGCAACUCCUCAUAGAGAUGCAUUAAACAAGGCAUCUCUGUGGGGAAAGUUCAGCGUCGCCAUGUAGAGAGUGGAGACGCUGAACAUCAGUGCUGCACAGUAAGCACCUCUACUGGCCGUCUGAGGAGUGGCCACAAGAGGUGUUCCUAGGCUGUAGUGUAAACACUGCGUUUUCUUUGAAAAGGCAUUGUUUACAUUAAAAACCUCCAUGAACAGACUAUACUCACUAGCACAACUACAAUAAGCUGUAGUUGGUCUGGUGACUAUAGUAUACCUUUAAUAUAACUGGGGACAGUGGCAUAGUUCUGAGAUAAUGCUCUAGUGUCCUGUUAAGAAAGAGUUCAACAAAUGCACGUCUGUUUUUUAAUGUUUCAUAUCUGUUCCAAUAGCUGGCCACCAGUAGAUGUUUGUGUUUACAACAGCUUGUGGAAACCCAUUUCCACCAUCAGUUCUGCAACAUUGAAAAAACAGCCUCUUGGCAGGAAUUGCAAAGCACUUGUUAAUUAUCUUCUUAACUACCUUGUUCUUUUGAAAGACAUAUGGUACUUAAUUAAAACGUGAGAUUUCUUAGGAAUAUCUACACACAAUAGAAUAAUGUAAAUCUGUAUAAUUUUAAAUGUUUAUGUAUUUAUUCAUCCUUCACAGAAAUAUUAGAUGAGUAAAACCGUGAGAAUUUAUGGUACCCCUUCAAAUACCAUGCUUUACCAUAAGACUCCCGAUAGCAUGCAUAAAUUAUGUCUGCAUAUCAAGAUAAUGCACUGAUACUGUAACUACAAUUCUGCCAAGUAUAGGUACUCUACAGGCUCCUAUUGUAGCCUGCAUGUAAUGUCUGUAGUGGACUUCAAAUGGCAAAUGAUUUAGGUAAACUAGAAAAAUGGUCAGAAUUGUGGCAACUGACAUUUAAUGUGGAUAAGUGCAAGAUAAUGCAUCUUGGACGUAAAAACCCAAGGGCAGAGUACAGAAUAUUUGAUAGAGUUCUAACCUCAACAUAUGAGGAAAGGGAUUUAGGGGUGAUUAUUUCUGAUGACUUAAAGGUAGGCAGACAAUGUAAUAGAGCAGCAGGAAAUGCUAGCAGAAUGCUUGGUUGUAUAGGGAGAGGUAUUAGCAGUAGAAAGAGGGAAGUGCUCAUGCCAUUGUACAGAACACUGGUGAGACCUCACUUGGAGUAUUGUACACAGUACUGGAGACCGUAUCUUCAGAAGGAUAUUGAUACCUUAGAGAGGGUUCAGAGAAGGGCUACUAAACUGGUUCAUGGAUUGCGGGAUAAAACUUACCAGGAAAGGUUAAAGGAUCUUAACAUGUAUAGCUUGGAGGAAAGACGAGACAGGGGGGAUAGAAACAUUUAAAUACAUAAAGGGAAUCAACACAGUAAAGGAGGAGACUAUAUUUAAAAGAAGAAAAACUACCACAACAAGAGGACAUAGUCUUAAAUUAGAGGGACAAAGGUUUAAAAAUAAUAUCAGGAAGUAUUACUUUACUGAGAGGGUAGUGGAUGCAUAGAAUAGCCUUCCAGCUGAAGUGGUAGAGGUUAACACAGUAAAGGAGUUUAAGCAUGCGUGGGAUAGGCAUAAGGCUAUCCUAACUAUAAGAUAAGGCUAGGGACUAAUGAAAGUAUUUAGAAAAUUGGGCAGACUAGAUGGGCCGAAUGGUUCUUAUCUGCCGUCACAUUCUAUGUUUCUAAGCCAAAAAAAAACUUGUAUACCUGCAGAGGAUACUAUAUUUCAUAUGAAAUUCACAGUGUGCAAAGAUGUGCAAAGACUUGUAAGCUAUGUUUAAAAUUGUUGACUUUUAAGGUUUUGACAAAGAAAUGGGGGAAAAAUUAAAUUAACAAAAUUUUGUUCUAAUGCGCUAGCCUAGUUAGCCUGAUGCUUACAUAACAAUUGACUUGCAUUAUUUUUUAUUUUUUUACUAAUGUUAUCUUGAUUAUUUUUUAUUUCAGGAAUUGUAAUGGCAGCAGCCGUGGCAAUUGUUGCUGUUCUAUUGUCAUUUCAGUAUUUACUUGAGUAGCAACAAUUCAAGCUCACCGACAAUGUACUGGGUUUCGUUAUAAACAAGCUGUUCUGACUGUAUUUGUAUUAUUUACAUAAACCUCUUAAACAUUACUUAAGUAGUGAAAUAAUUGGGUACAUACUGGAUCAAGAGUAAGAAUAAUAAUAGUGCACAUCUAAAUGGAUGCAACUUGUAUAUGUAUAUAAAAAAAAAAAGAUUGUGCACUGUGCAAAAUAGUAAAUUGAUGGGUUUAACAUAUGAUUAAAAAGUCACUGCCCGUUAUGGUAGUUAUGGUGCCCAGGAUUCCUCAUGUGCCAUCCCCCGGUUUUGUUUAGAGAGGGAUUUUUUUUCACAAAUCUUUCACUUUGCAACAUCAUUACUCUCUCGAUGUGUGGAUGACAGUCAACUUGUAACUGCAGUCAAAAUGUAACUUCUGUAAUAGAGAUUUGGACAGCAUGUGGGUUGGCACUGGGGGCAUAUUGGCAACACAUCUACUACUAUACACCAUAGUGGUUAUGGUGCUCAUUGUGGCUUUUUUAUAUGAAUGGCUUUUAUCAUUGUAUUUGUAGCGGUAAUAAUUCAGGAUAAUGUAAUAAUUUAACUAUCAUGUAAGCGCAAAAUGGGUGCACUCUAAACCAGUGUUUUUUAACCAAUGUGUUAUGGCAAACUGGUGUAUCUCAAACCACAUCAGGACUAUAAUAGGUUAAAUACAGCCAUUAAAUGUUAUUUAUUUAUUAUUAUUUUUUUUAAUCAGUGUCAGCAUUAACAUUAGGAUACCCAUCUGGUAAUGAAUUAAAGCUAAUAAGUCAGUUUGGCUAGAAGUGUAUCUCUCACUAAGGCUUUCAGUAAAUGUGAUAUUUAUAAGCUGCUGGCCAAGGUGAACAAGAAAUAAAGCAAUCGUGCCUUUCUCCCAUUGAAGAGUGCCUUGGAACAAAAACAUUUGGGAGCCAUUGAUUUAAACAGCAAACAAAAUUUAAAUAAUGUCUAGAAGGCAAUGUAUAGAUAAGUGUAUACUUGAACUAAAAGACUCUCCGUAUACUUUUUAGUCGUUUGCUAUUGUUGUGUACUGUGGGAUGACCUCCAGAACAAAAAGAUAACUUUAGUGUGCUUUAAUAAUAAAGCCUUCAUUCCUUCUAUCUUGUGGACUCACAUUUUUAAUGAGCAUCUACAUUAGGUAGACCUCCAGGUGACAUUACCUUGACACUUCAGACUAGGGGGGAACAUAGUCUUUAAUCCUUUCCUUUCUUCUCUGUCCACUCUUCUGAAGUCCUGUAAGAGAGUAAAAGAGCCACAUUUAUUGGACCAAUUUUCAGACCUGUAGAGAUUGUGGACCGGAUAGGGCUUAACCCAAAAUUUACUAGAACAGAAACACAAAUUGUAAGAGACGGUGUUCAAUUGCAAAAAAACAGGAAAGGGACUAGAUCUUAAACUAAUACCACCACUAGUAAGUUUAUUUGUCCUGGUAAUAUUGAUAAGUGUUAAAAAUCAAUGUAGUCUUUAUUGGUUUUAAAUACACCACACAAAACUCAUGUAGAUGAGAAAAAAAUAAUAAUUAUUAUAGUACACAACGUAAUUGUGAAAAGGGGAAAUACACAAAAGUGAAGAAAUUUAAAAUGAGGGGGUUCUGAAUGAGCCGAUGGAUGUAAUCUGGGAAAUCCUUUGUAUUUCCUAGUUGGUAUAUAUCAAGUGUACUUAUUCGUUUUGUUACAAGUUUACCAACUAACAAUUUGAAUAUCCAUUUCAAAGCUGAAAAUGUUAUGUUAGUUACCAUUUUUCACCUUUGUUUUAUUACUGCUGCCAUCAGAACUGUAUUGACCAUACAGUAUGCGUGUUUUUUACUGCUUCAUACCAGCUUGAUAUAUAUAUAUAUAUAAUGUAUAAUACUAUAAUAUAACCUAGAAUGCAAGCUUGUUUGAGCAGGGCCCUCAAUACCCUCUGUUCCUGUGUGUCCUUGUCUGGUUGCAAUCACGUCUGUUAGUCUGCCUGUUGUACAAAAAAGCAGAAUUUGUUGCCGCCUUAUAAAUAAUAAUAAUAUAAUACAUAAUGUGCUGUAAAUGUGCAAUCUGUUCUUGCUUUUGUAAACAUUUGAUGUUACAAGGAAUAACCAGAAAGAGGAGUAAUUCUGAAUUCUAAACCAUACCGUCAAUAAAAAAAAUAAAUAUAUUUAUAAAUUCAAACUGUGCCGUGUCCUUUGGUGUAGUAAGACAAGUUAGUCUGGAGUUUUAUGAACCCUUAACUGCAACCAUCAGGAAGAGAAAUUGACCAGACGUAAAAAACUUGAAUUGACUUGAGCACUCCAUCCACAGUUCCAUAGUCUGGUCAUCUUGGUUAGACCAUGGUUAGUUCAUGCUUUUUCUCUUCCAAUCUUUUUUAUUUUAUUUUGUUUUACUUGCGCGUCUCUGAGCUCCAGGC